AGCAAGGUAGUUUUUGAGCAAACAUAUCCUGCAAUAGCUUCAGUUCACAGCCUUGUUUCUAGCAGCAAGGUAGUUUUUGAGCAAACAUACCCUGCGAUAGCUUCAGUUCACAGCCUCAUUUAUAGCAGCAAGGUGGUCAACCCCUUAGAAGUAUGCCUGAGAUGCCUGAGCUGCCUGAGAUGAAGAUCUGGAUUUUAAAUAAAGUAGAACCUGUAAUAUCAAGAGGGAAGUUGAAAUGGAGAAAUUUGCAAAUAAAGCCUCCAGAUAUUGAAAAGAUCAAGGAAUUCUGUUCUGAAACCUCACUCCAUGGAUUGAAGUAUGUUGCGGAGGAUGGUGUAAUUUUGGUUCAACGUGUUCUUUGGGUGAUUCUUUUCAUCUUUGCUUUAGUGUUCUUGGUCUUUCUAACUACACCACUAUUCAACAAGUAUAUUGAUGCCCCAACAUUCACAUCAAUAGAUACAACAAACUAUCCAAUAUCAAACAUUAAAUUCCCUGGGGUUACAGUCUGCUCAAAUAUUAGAGUUGCACAUACACAAUUUGACGCAGAAGUGCAGAAGUAUCCCUGGUGGAGUUAUGAACUGGAUUUGAUAGAUGAGAUGGUUGGGAACCAUAUUAAGUUCAAUUCUGAUCCAGGGGCUUUAAAUUCUUCAUCACUUCAACAACAAGUUGAUUCCUUGAUGCGAGAUCAAGAACUCUAUUUCACUGACUUAAUGCAAAAGAUUUCUCCAAGUUGUGAACGAAUGUUUUUGAUUUGUAAAUGGCAAGGACAGGAUAAAGAUUGUUCUAAGCUAGUUACUAUGCGAAAGACGGAUACUGGAUUUUGCUGUUCAUUCAAUACCAUGGAUUUAGCAGACAACUUUGUUCCAGAGAAGCCUCCUUCUGAAGACCAACCAGUUGAUCCCUAUUUACAUUGUUAUACAGAUGAAACAUUCUAUAAGUUGGAUGGAUUCACAGAUCCUAAUGAGGGUUCGGAAGAAUUUAAUGAAUUCUUGUGUGCUGACUUCAAUAGAUCAGAAAUUAGUGAAUAUCAAUAUAUUGAAGAUAUAGACUAUAAAAACAAUCCAUGGGAGAAGGAGGAUGACUUUUACACCUAUGAUGAAUAUGCGUAUUUUCAAUAUCAAGGAUAUGAAUAUGGCGAAGAAGGGCGAGCAGUUCUUGCCAAAUAUGACAAUUGUCAGUACAAAGUCAACAAUAACACAAGUUCUGCUAAUGUCCAAGAGGAGUACAUAUCAUAUCGCUAUAGUGGACUUCUAAGCGGUUAUGAAACUGAUGAAACAAACUUCUGUUCUAGACUUAAAGGUUAAAGGUUGAUGAUAAGAUAAUACAUGAUUAUCUAUAAACGUUGUUAUAUAGUUAAAAUGGUUUUACAAACUAGUUUAAAAACUAUGCUAGGUUAAAGGUUGAUGAUAAGAUAAUAUAUGAUAAUCUAUAAAAGUUGUUAUAUGUAUAGUUGAAAUGGUUUUACAAAUUAUAGACCACAGAACAGUUAAUCUUUUAUAUCUUUUUUUUAAUUUCAAUAUUUCUAAGUCUUGAUUUUCAAAUUUUUGUAAAAGAAUACCU
This is a messenger RNA of Eurytemora carolleeae, 1560 nucleotides long. RefSeq names its product sodium channel protein Nach. Lineage: Eukaryota; Metazoa; Arthropoda; Copepoda; Calanoida; Temoridae. Gene Ontology annotation, cellular component: membrane. The transcript has 14 exons. Gene Ontology annotation, molecular function: ligand-gated sodium channel activity. Gene Ontology annotation, biological process: sodium ion transmembrane transport. The record is from RefSeq and is a predicted model, not a curated record. The coding region runs from base 153 to 1304 and encodes 383 amino acids.